AGUCCUCACUUUUCUCUCCUUGUUCACCAGAGAUCAGACUUAGAGACUGAAUCCUCGGGACAUUUCCUCUGGCCUCCAUUCGCUCCUGUCCACAAAUUCAGGAUCUCUUGGUUGGUGUCUGAAGGUGUGAGAACAAUUUAGAAGGCAGACUUUGGAGGAAUUGAAAAGAAAACACCCUUCGUUCUGUCACACAGGUACCUGAGCAGGAGUGUCAGGAGUCAGGACAGACAGACAGAAUCACAGCAACAAUGGCCUCAUCAGUCCUAGUGAUGAUCAAGGAGGAGGUGACCUGUCCCAUCUGCCUGGAGCUCCUGAAGGAACCUGUGAAUGCCGAUUGUGACCACAGCUUCUGCCGAGCCUGCAUCACACUGAACUACGAGUCCAGCAAAGGCAAAGAAGGGGAGGGCAUCUGCCCUGUGUGCCGAGUGAGUUACCUGUUUGGGAAUCUAAAGCCUAAUCGACAAUUGGCCAACAUAGUGGGAAAGCUAACAGGGUUCAAGUCCAGCCCAGAGGAGGAGCAGAAGGUGAAUGUCUGUGCACAACAUGGAGAGAAACUCCAGCUCUUCUGUGAGAAGGACAUGGUGGCCAUCUGCUGGCUUUGUGAGCGAUCUCAGGAGCACCGUGGUCACCAAACAGCUCUCAUUGAAGAGGUGGCCCAAGAGUACAAGGGGAAGCUCCAGGCAGCUCUGCAGGAACAGAAGGCAAAUGAGAAAAGAUGUGAUGAGUGGGAAGAUGAUCUUAAAGAGGAGAGAACUUGCUGGAAGAACCAAAUACAGAGUGAUGUAGAAAAAGUUCAGAUGGAGUUUAAAGGACUUCGGGAAUUCCUAGACUCCAAGGAGAAGAAUGAGCUGCAGAAACUGAAGCAGGAGGAGCAAGACAUUAUGAACAGCCUGGCAGAGUCUGAAAGUGAGCUGGUGAAGCAGAGGGAGUCAGUGAGAGACCUGAUCUCAGAUGUGGAGCAUCACUUGCAGUGCUCAACCAUGGAAAUGCUGCAGGGUAUGAAUUCUGUCCUAACAAGGAGUCAGACCUUAAGACUGAAACAGCCUGAUAUGGUCCCAAGAAAACAGAGAAGGCUCUUCCAAGCUCCAGAUCUGAAUGGCAUGCUGCAAGUGUUUCAAGGCCUCAUGGAUGCCCAAAAAUACUGGGUUCAUGUGACCCUGAAUCAAGUCUGCAAUAAAAACAUUGUCAUUGAUGAGGACAAAGAGAAAUACAUCAAAAUGUUAAGAGUAAAAAUUCACAGAAUUCUAAGACCUAUAAGUUGGGUGUGCUGGGAUAUCCAGCUAUCUGCUCAGGGAAACAUUACUGGGAAAUAGACGUGUCUAGAAGUGAUUCCUGGCUCCUGGGAUUAAAUGAUGGAAGAUGCAUUCGACCCC
This is a messenger RNA of Onychomys torridus (southern grasshopper mouse), 1373 nucleotides long. Its product is annotated as tripartite motif-containing protein 30A-like. The record is from RefSeq and is a predicted model, not a curated record. NCBI's taxonomy places the organism in Eukaryota, Metazoa, Chordata, Mammalia, Rodentia, Cricetidae. Gene Ontology annotation, molecular function: zinc ion binding.